AUCAACCAUAACUUACUCCACAGUUUCGUCUUCAGACAACACAUCGCCCAAUAUGCAGCCCAUCACUCUUGCAAACCUCAUCCUCCUCGUUUCGGCCCCCCUCGCCCUGGCGAACCCGGUCGGUGAGGCAGCCUCCGCCAUCUUCGAUAGGCAAAUCAACUGCUUCAAGGCCAACUGCGGUGGCGCUGGCGAAUGCGCCGGCAGCUGGUGCUGCGUUCCAUGGGAGGCAGCUGAUGGCCCGGCUUGCAAGUGUGCUCCUCCUGGCGACACCAAGUUCUGUUAAAGUCGCGAACGUAUUUCAAUCAUUCUCGUCAACAUGAGUUUGAUGCAUGGAACCCCUAUCGAGGUUUGCGGAGCGAAGCAUUCGCUAAGGCAGUUGCACGUUGUGUUGAAUUGAGAUCAGGGUAGCUAGAGGCUUAUAUACGAAUUGGACAUCUUCAUUCGACCAGAAGACACUUCAUACUAG
Messenger RNA from Colletotrichum godetiae, 466 nucleotides. RefSeq lists its product as uncharacterized. Lineage: Eukaryota; Fungi; Ascomycota; Sordariomycetes; Glomerellales; Glomerellaceae. The record is from RefSeq and is a predicted model, not a curated record. The transcript is spliced from 2 exons. Bases 53 to 283 code for a protein of 76 amino acids.